GCAAAAGAUAUUAAUUCAACAUUGGAUUUUGGUUAGAUUGGUUAUUUUUGGUUGAGGUUGAAAAAUCAAUGUUGAUUCGAUGUGUUUUUACAAAUACCAUUUCAACGUUUGAAAAAAUGUUGUUGAAUCAAUGUAAUAUAGAUGCCGGUUUUUCAACGUUGAAAUUCCCUACAUUGAAUUGACAUUGUUUCAACGUGUGGCGCUAUCCCCUCUCGGGCGAGAUCCUGACCCAGCGUCGGAGGCGGGGUCUGGUUCUUUCCUAUGAGAGCUGCUGUGCAUGAAGACAAAAUGGCCCAAGUUUUGAGAGAGCGAAACGUCACAGAUUACCCGUCAUGCCUGUUGCACAUUGCACUUAAUCUUGAAAGCACGUUGGUCACGUGAAAGAGCGUAAGAGGGUGUGGAGGAAGGCAGGCAGUUCAGUUGCCGCCAAGCCGCCUGAAGAGAAGAGACAGAUAUCACAAAUCGGAUUAUACUACAAGACGAGUCAAGGGGAUCACUGCAAUACACAAGGCCAAGUAAAAAUGGAAAGGGAGGUGGUGCUUUGGGCCGUUGUACUUUUUCCAAAUGGCGGAGCUGCAACAGUUCUUGCCAGCUGGUUCAGUCUAAAGGAAGGUAAAUUGUUAUGGCCCCCAAAAAACAUGUAUUUGAAGGCCCUUAAAGAACACAUGACGGCCCAUAAAGGAUGGACCACAUAUGCGAAUGUCCGGCUCUUGAUUACUUGUGACUCAUUGGAAAAGGCCAAACGAUACGAAGAAAAGUAUGUGACUACUGGAUGUCCAACCACUGAUCUGAGCUCUGAGGACGAAGCAGGUGAACGUGGGAAAAGAAGAGUAAGACCAAAUCCUGUGUACAUGGAGUCAGAUGGGGAGUCAGAAACCAGCUGUGUGAAGAGAAGAUUUGCCAAGCCACCUGAUGUUCAUUGUCCUACAGUGCUCCCAGAAUCCAGCCAGUACCCCUCAGGACCAACCCCAAAUGCAAGCAGUGCCUCUGGAGGAAGCCACUCGGAGGAUGUUCUGUCAAUUCACCAGGCUGACAAUGGCUUUUGUGGAAGCUAUUUGGCGGAGUUGGACCAGUCAAUGGACCACUGUAAUGAUGGAUUGCCAACAUAUAACUCCAGCCCCUACCACGCUAUGCCAUUAGAGAAAGCAAGGAAUGACGGCGGUGCCAGCUAUGCACAUGGCUCAAGAUUAGCUGACUUCAGCGCACUGGGCUUGGCUCACCUGACCCCGCAGCACCCAUCCCACCCCCCUUCAGCUCCAGAAACACCACGGGGGAGAUUAUAUGGAGAGGAAUCAAGCAGAGUGUUGAAAGACAUUGCUGCCAUGACAACCACGAAGAUGCUUACCGAGCUAUGUAUGGAGGUGAAGCAGAUCUCACGUGACAUUAACUUUAUAAAGACGGAACUUGCUAAACUAAACAUUCAUGGAGCUGGACCAGAGUCACAAGAAGACAACUUCCCCAUAAUGCUUCCACUCACCAACGAGGAGAAGUUUGAUGAGACUGAAGCUGCUUUGAGGGAGGAAGCAGUCCGUCGAAAGAUGAUUACCCGCCUGGCAUUAGUCGGAGGGACCAACUCGGAAAAUAUGAUCCGGCGAAUGCUAUCCGCUGCCAUGACAAACAGUCUAGCCUGCAUCUUCAACUGGGUGGGAAAGGGAGAGAAGAGGGCCUUCAAGGACACGCUGAUAAAGGACUGCAUGUUUGCUGCUGCUCGUCAAUUUGACCGCAGGCUGACGGAAUUGACAUUCAGAGUUGGAGUGCAGAAGUGGCUACGUUACGCACCGGAGAGGAAUGGCGGUGUACCAAGGAAAAAAUAG
Gymnodraco acuticeps is the source of this 1814-nucleotide messenger RNA. RefSeq lists its product as uncharacterized. The transcript has 12 exons. Lineage: Eukaryota; Metazoa; Chordata; Actinopteri; Perciformes; Bathydraconidae. The record is from RefSeq and is a predicted model, not a curated record. Bases 522 to 1814 code for a protein of 430 amino acids.